AUUUUCUUUAACACAAACUGCGGCUUCUUUUUCCCCCUCUCUUGCUCUCAGAGCCAGUCUUAAAGGUACAGAACUUAAUAUAUAACAUAAACCAGACGAUUGGGGAUACCAGUAUCAUAAAGUCACCCCAGGACAGAGGGGAAGGCACAGUGGCUUGAAAUGCUAGGCGAAGAGGAAGCUUGGUGCGGAUUGAUAAACAAACCAGGAGAGAACAGAUAUGGAGAGGACAAGGAGAGUAACAGUCUAAAUUAGUAACAGUCCUAGAAAACAAAACCAACUGACCAAACCAAAGAAAACCUAGACCAAACCCAGAAGUUAAUGGCGAUAAGUAGCAGCGAGUGGCAGGCACCUCGUGUGGCUGACAGUGCCUCCGUGGUUGCUGGAGGCGCAGAGCCUUUCCUUCUUUCGGUCCGGCUCUCCUGGCGGCAACAGGGCUUCUCGUCGGUAAGAAAACAUGAGCCGAGAUUUCAAACCCGGGGACCUGAUCUUCGCCAAGAUGAAAGGUUACCCCCAUUGGCCGGCUAGGGUGGAUGAAGUUCCUGAUGGAGCAGUAAAACCUCCUAUGAAUAAAAUGCCUAUUUUCUUUUUUGGCACCCAUGAGACGGCGUUUCUGGGGCCAAAGGACAUAUUCCCUUACUCAGAAAAUAAAGAUAAAUAUGGCAAACCAAAUAAAAGAAAGGGUUUUAAUGAAGGCUUGUGGGAAAUUGACAAUAAUCCCAAAGUGAAAUUCUCUCAUCAGCAGCCCCAUCCAGCCAUUAACACUCCUAUCAGUGAAGCUGUUGAAGAAAGCAGUCAGGAGCUUGCUGAGGGGAGUGAAGAAAAAGCAGGAGCCAAAAGAAAAAAGUCUUCUGUCCCAAAAUUAUCCCCUAAAGGGGAUAAUAACUUAUCUACAGAAGCUGAAACAGAAGAAAAGGAGAUGGAUACUUCAAAGGAAGAUGAUCUACCUUCUGACAAAAACAGCAAAGAAGAUGUGGUGAAAACAAAUGAUGCUUCUAUUCCUAAAGUUGCUAGAAGAGGAAGGAAAAGAAAGUCUGAAAAACAACCUGAAGCUGAGGAAACAGCAGCAGGGGCAGCAACAACUACUGGGCCAGUGUCUCCAAAAGUAAGCCCCAAAAGAGGAAGACCAUCAGCUUCUGAAGUGAAAGUUCCAAAACCAAGAGGGAGACCCAAGUUGGUGAAACCAUCGUGUCUUUCAGAGGGUGACUUUGUUAAUGAGGAAGAGAAGGGAAAGAAAAAAGGACCAGAAGAAAAGCCCAAAAAGCAAGGGAAAAAGGAUGAGGAAAGUCAGAAGGAAGAGGAGAAAUCAAAGAAGGAAUUUGAUAAAAAGGAAGGAAAGAAGGAAGCUGAACCAAAAAGGAAAAAUGUUGCAAAAGUGGGUUCAGCAUCAGCUUCUGAUUCUGAAGAUGAAGGAGAAGAACAAGAAGGGGACAAGAAGAAAAAAGGGGGAAGAAGCUUUCCUGCAGCUCACAGAAGAAACACUGUAAGAAGCCAACAUGAGAGAGAAGUAACAGAUAGAAAGCGCAAGCAAGAGGAACAGACAGAAUCUGAAUCGCAGAACAAAGAAGAAGGCAAGAAAACAGAAGUUAAGAAGAUUGAGAAGAAGAGAGAAACUUCAGUGGAUUCUAGGCUUCAAAGGAUACAUGCAGAAAUAAAGAAUUCCCUGAAAAUUGAUAAUCUUGAUGUGAACAGGUGUAUUGAGGCUCUUGAUGAGCUUGCAUCCCUUCAAGUCACAAUGCAACAAGCUCAGAAACAUACAGAGAUGAUCUUAACUCUCAAGAAGAUACGGAAAUUUAAAAUUAGCCAAGUUAUCAUGGAGAAAUCUACAAUGCUAUAUAACAAGUUCAAGACCAUGUUUCUGGUUGGGGAAGGAGAUUCUGUUCUUUCCCAAGUACUAAAUAAAUCACUUGCUGAGCAAAAGCAGCAUGAAGAAGCUAAUAAAACCAAAGAACAGGGGAAGAAAGGAGCAAACAAAAAAACUGAAAAGGAAAAAGACCAAACAGGUUCAAAGAUUCUGAAUGGAGGGUCAGAAGCCCAGGACACCAACCAGUCACAACACAAUGGAGAAAAUGCCGAAGAAAAGAAGGAUAGGCAUGAAGUUGGCAGUAAGAAAAAGAUGUGUGGUGAAGACAGAGAGCUUGAAAAGCCAGCAGAUGAUUCUGCCUUUGAAAACAAAUGACAUCACUAGAGUCUUGUUGUUUGGGUUUUUUAAAUUACAAAUUAAAGAGGAUUGUUAAGUUUUGCAUUUGAAAUCUAUAGACUGCUGAAAUUCUAAAUAAUUUUAUAAGCAUAGUAUUUUGAAGUUAAAUUUUGUGGAAUAAAAGCCCCUUUAAUCUUGGUUUAAAAGUAUUUAAACACUUUUGCCAAUAGUUAUAUCCAGUAUUAACAGGUAACACAUUUCAGAAGACGAAAUUCCCAGUUAGAAAAUGCUUUCAUGUUACAGGACUUAGAGUUGUAGUCUAUUUUUAACUUACUACUGUAUGUUUGUCUAGUUAAUAGCAGGAAAAAGUGUAAAUACUUAUAACACCAGUUGCUUCAUUUGUAUAAAACUUCCUCUCUUCCUAUGAUACUGACCUCUGUGCAGCUUUUCAACUCUUGUUGGGGAUGUCUUUUCACUGUGUUUUGUAGGAGUUGAAAGCAGCAUUUUUCUAGCUGUUAUAAUGCUAAUGUAUGAAUAUAUGUCACUUUUUUUUUUUUUUAAAUAAGUUUAGUUCUGUUCUUGCAAAAUGCGUUGUGCCAAUUUACUGCAAUGUGACUUUUAUGGUUUGCUUUUGGUAUAGUAAGUAUACUGAAACGAAGUGUGGUGUUCUCACAGAACCUGUUGAUGCAGAAUGGUUGGAAAACACUGUCUUGAAUGAUAUAUGGAAUUAAAGAAUUUUGAACUGA
Molecule: messenger RNA, 2883 nt
Organism: Poecile atricapillus (Black-capped chickadee)
Lineage: Eukaryota; Metazoa; Chordata; Aves; Passeriformes; Paridae
Gene: PSIP1
Product: PC4 and SRSF1 interacting protein 1
Exons: 17
Coding region: 455-2176 (573 amino acids)
Biological process (GO): regulation of transcription by RNA polymerase II
Cellular component (GO): nucleus
Molecular function (GO): double-stranded DNA binding; transcription coregulator activity
Source: RefSeq, a predicted model, not a curated record